AUGUAUUUUCGACUCAUCCAGCAGUACGUGUCGUUGGGACAUAUGCAAGUGGUCACAGCCGAAGAACUGGACAUCAAACCUCAGUACGUUUUGCCUCACGUGGUGAUGAAACCGGAGAGCACGACUACGAAGUUGCGCACGCUAUUCGAUGCUUCCUGUCGGUCAAGAACUGGACUUUCGCUCAACGACAUACUGAUAGCUGGACCUACUAUCCAAGACGACAUCGUGUGCUUGAUUUUACGUUUCCGCAUGUACCGUUUCGUUGUGUCUGCUGACAUAGAGAAAAUGCUCCGGCAAAUUCUGGUGCAUCCGAGCGAUCAACCACUACUACGGAUCCUCUGGCGUGGCGACAAGGAUUCGCCACUAACGACAUUCCAGCUUCUCACCGUUACUUACGGUACCAAUAGCGCUCCGUUUCUGGCGGCUUGUACAUUGCAGAAGCUCGCCGAUGAUGAAGAAUCUCGCUUCCCAGUGUCCACACCAGUCGUUCGCAACGAUGUCUACGUCGACAAUCUGCUCACUGGGGCAGAUAAUAUUUCGGAUCUGAUCGUCGUGUGUGAUCAGCUGAUUCGAAUCAUGAAUGCAUCUUCGUCCAUGGUCGUCGAAUAG
Armigeres subalbatus is the source of this 609-nucleotide messenger RNA. RefSeq lists its product as uncharacterized. The coding region runs from base 1 to 609 and encodes 202 amino acids. Lineage: Eukaryota; Metazoa; Arthropoda; Insecta; Diptera; Culicidae. The record is from RefSeq and is a predicted model, not a curated record. The transcript has a single exon.